Molecule: messenger RNA, 871 nt
Organism: Microplitis demolitor
Lineage: Eukaryota; Metazoa; Arthropoda; Insecta; Hymenoptera; Braconidae
Gene: RpL7
Product: 60S ribosomal protein L7
Exons: 6
Coding region: 61-822 (253 amino acids)
Biological process (GO): maturation of LSU-rRNA from tricistronic rRNA transcript (SSU-rRNA, 5.8S rRNA, LSU-rRNA)
Cellular component (GO): cytosolic large ribosomal subunit
Molecular function (GO): RNA binding; structural constituent of ribosome
Source: RefSeq, a predicted model, not a curated record
CAAAUGGAUGUGUGAACUAAGCUUCAAGUCGCAUUGCACGUUCUUUUAUCGCGAGUAAGGAUGGCGGACGCAAAGAAGAAAGAUGUUGUUACCCCAGGAAAAAAAUUACCAGUGGUUCCUGAGUCCGUCUUGAAAAGAAGGAAACGCCGUGUACAGGCUAAAGCCGUUCGUGUACAGGCAUCCAUCAAGCAACGUGCUGCGCAUUAUUUGAAGAGAAAACAAAUCUUCAAACGUGCUGAACAGUAUGUCAAAGAGUACCGAAUGAAGGAACGAGAUGAAGUAAGAAUGAAAAGACAAGCCAAAAACCGUGGAAAUUACUACAUUCCUGGUGAAGCACGUUUGGCUUUAGUAAUUCGUAUUCGGGGUGUGAAUCAAAUUGCCCCUAAACCCCGUAAGAUCCUCCAGUUAUUGAGAUUGAAACAGAUCAACAACGCUGUAUUCAUCCGAUUGAACAAAGCGACAAUUAAUAUGUUACGUAUUGUGGAGCCCUACAUCACCUGGGGAUACCCCAACUUGAAAUCAGUACGUGAAUUAAUUUACAAACGAGGAUUCGCUAAAAUUGAUCGUCAACGUAUCCCAAUCACUAGCAACGAAAUCAUUGAGAAGAAAUUGGGCCGCUCCGACAUUAUCUGUGUUGAAGAUUUGAUUCACGAAAUCUUCACAGUUGGAGCCAAAUUCAAGUAUGCCAGCAACUUCUUGUGGCCAUUCAAGCUUAACACACCAACUGGAGGAUGGCGUAAGAAGACCAACCACUAUGUUGAAGGUGGUGACUUUGGUAAUCGUGAAGACAAAAUUAAUGAAUUGCUAAGGCGAAUGGUUUAAAUUUUUAAUAAACACAUGAAAAAUAAACCCAUCUUGUUCCUUGAUAAAA